CCCUUUCCGCAGCCGUCGUGUGAGGGAAGGGGCCGCCAUGAAGUGUGUCAUUGCCGGGGCGCACCUCAGAGUGUUCGGAAGAGCGAUUCACGCCAUAGCACGGAUUAGCGAUGAGUUUUGGUUUGACCCCUUAGAGAAAGGUGUACCCUCCCAUCUGAGCCCCUCCACUUUCAAUAUGGACAAAUGCCAUAUUAUCUGUAAUUACAAUUAUACAGAUUGCAUCAUGGAAGGGCCAUUCCCACUGUCCCUGCUGUUCCAUUCUUUGUUACCUGAGCUUCUCCGGGACAUCUGGAUUAAUACCAUGGGUCAGAAGCUUGCCUUGAGAUCAGUGAAUUCUUCAAGGUCUGCAUAUGCAUAUGUGUUCUUCUCAUCUACGUUUUUUCAACACUACUGCUGGGCAGCUGUGCCUCAGCCACAUCAGAAGGAAAAGCAGUUAUCCCCCCCUUGUAAAUUGAUAAUCAAGUCAGUUCUUCCCAUAUUUAGAUCCGUAAAUACGCUGGAAAGGAAUGUAGAGAAAUGCAGCAUUUAUAGAAAUAUUAAUGAUCAUCACGUAACUUUUAAGCUCCUCUGCAAACAUGGUGUUGUGAAAACAUACAACCUGACAUUUCAAGAAUGUGAUCCGCUGCAGGCUGUUUUUGCAAAGCAUAUGUGUCCCAACGUACUUAAACUCCCCUCCAGGCUGCUGGCUGAUAUCCUGGUUCACUUCCCCACCAGUCAAGAAGAAGUAACUUUAUCAGUUACACCAAUGAAAGUUUGUUUUAAGAGUUACACCGAGGAGGACACUGAUUUCUCAAAGACAAUGCUUACUGAAAUACAGCUGAAUCCAGAUGAAUUUGACUACUUCCAGGUUGGAGUUGAUUCUGAAGUGACGUUUUGCCUUAAAGAAUUGAGGGGACUCCUGGCGUUUUCAGAAGUCACCAGUGUUCCUGUCUCCAUCCAUUUUGACAUCUCUGGAAAACCAGUUGCUUUCAGCAUUGAAGAUCUGGUGCUGGAAGCCAGCUUUAUCUUGGCUACCUUAUCUGACGUUGACAAGAAGACUUCCCAGCAGCCACCACCCAGCUUUACACCACAGCAGGAAAGCUCGGAGACACAUACAGGGAAAGCUGAAAAAGCCUCCAUGGAUAAAGACAGCAGCACGCAGGCAAAUGCUUCCAAAAAGCCACAGAGGGGUGAGAACACCCCGAGCACGGAGCUGGCAAAACCUGGGAGUCCUUUGGUAAAGCAGAUUAAAGUCAGUCCUGGAGCCACAGAGGGAGAUGUACCAGGGGUAGGAGCAACAACCACAGCCCAUGGAGCGCUGGCAGGAGAGGCAGCAGAGGCUCACUAUGACAAGGUGAGGAGACAGCCAGUUGUAUUCAGGGUGGAACACCUCAGCUGGUGUUCAGGUACAUGUAGCCUGGGGGUUACUACAUGUAACUACAUUCAAUUCUGCCUGUGGCCUUUCAAUGGAAGCAGCUCCCACAGCAGCAGAGCUGACAAAAACCACCACCACCACGUUUAAUACUGGGAAUACUCACAGGUGACAGGUCUGGUUUACCUGGAACCCCUGUAGACUAAUAAGGAUCUUGAAGUAGCAAAAGCUUCAGAAAUAAUUAA
Molecule: messenger RNA, 1596 nt
Organism: Neopsephotus bourkii (Bourke's parrot)
Lineage: Eukaryota; Metazoa; Chordata; Aves; Psittaciformes; Psittacidae
Gene: RAD9B
Product: RAD9 checkpoint clamp component B
Exons: 11
Coding region: 38-1501 (487 amino acids)
Biological process (GO): cellular response to ionizing radiation; DNA replication checkpoint signaling; mitotic intra-S DNA damage checkpoint signaling
Cellular component (GO): checkpoint clamp complex
Source: RefSeq, a predicted model, not a curated record